CCAGCGGAAGUUUGGCUAUCCGAGCCGGGUCACGUGCCUUGCGGCGUCGUAGCGCCUGCGCGGCAGGGCAGUAGAGUUUGCUGUGGGCUAGAGCGGCCCCGGCUGUUCUCGGGCUCCGGCCCCUAUCCGGCCCUAGACCCAGACCCGCACCCGCACUGUCCCUGAGCGGCAGGAGGAGUAGGAGAUGGCAACGGCAGCUGUCGCGGUGGAGGGCGAAGAUGGCGGCGGUGGCAGUCGGGAACGAGAGAGCCGGGGCUGCGAGCACUAUGACCGCGGCUGCCUUCUCAAGGCUCCUUGCUGUGAUAAAUUUUAUAUCUGCCGCUUAUGCCAUGAUAACAAUGAAGAUCAUCCUCUGGACCGCUUUAAAGUAAAAGAAGUACAGUGUACGAAGUGUGGAAAAAUUCAGAAUGCUCAACAGAUAUGUGAAGAAUGUAGCACUGUUUUUGGAGAAUAUUAUUGCAAUAUCUGCCACCUAUUCGACAAAGACAAGAAGCAGUAUCAUUGUGAGAAGUGUGGAAUUUGUAGGAUUGGUCCGAAGGAAGACUUUUUUCACUGUUUGAAAUGUAACCUAUGCCUAUCCUUGAGUCUCCAAGGGCAUCACAAGUGUAUUGAGAAUGUUUCCAGGCAGAAUUGUCCCAUAUGUUUGGAGGACAUUCAUACUUCCCGAGUAGUUGCUCAUGUCUUGCCAUGUGGGCAUCUUCUACACAGAACAUGUUAUGAAGAAAUGUUAAAAGAAGGCUACAGGUGUCCAUUAUGUAUGCACUCUGCUCUAGACAUGACUCGCUAUUGGCGGCAGUUGGAUAAUGAAGUAGCCCAAACUCCAAUGCCAACAGAAUAUCAGAAUAUGACUGUGGAAAUUCUUUGCAAUGAUUGCAGUGCCCGCUCUACAGUCCAGUUCCACAUAUUAGGAAUGAAAUGUAAGAGCUGUGAGUCAUAUAAUACUGCCCAGGAUGGAGGAUGUGGAAUUCCUUUAGAACAACAGUGACCAGCCUCUUUAGACUGCAUAGGACUGCAUCAGAAGAUUCACCGUUGUUUCUGAAAUAAGAGACAUUCCUUUAGUAUGCUGUUGCUAUGAUAUCACGAACAUUAGUGAAAAGUUUGUGGUCAUGUCACAACAUCAACUCCCAAUACAGGGCCCUAUUAAUCAGGCUCUUACUAGAAUUGUCAUCAUUUUUAUGGUUGUGCAAAAACUGUCUACCAUUGAGUAGGAAUUCCUUCAAUGUUAUUUAGAACUGCAAUAACAUCCUGCUUUGAAAUUGAUGUUCAUUAAAAUGUAUAAUUCCAUUGAACUUCUUAAGCGAAGCUAUGCAUCCAGAUCCUAUAGUUCUUAAUAGAACUGUGCUUAAUAUAAAAACUUUAUGUAUCUCAAGGGCUGUAUUAUAAAACUAAGGUUUAUCUUAUUGUCUAAACUUAAGAAUUUUAUAAAGCAGUUCCUUUUGAAUGCUAUAAAUGUAUAUUUUAAUGUUACAUCAAAUAAAAAAUUCUUGGCAUAGUCUGUUGUAGAAAGUUUUUCCAGGGUCAUUGUCUAGUUCAAAUUAAGUUUGGUUACAAAUAAAAGUUUUGGUUACAAUGGUAAAUAAA
This is a messenger RNA of Monodelphis domestica (gray short-tailed opossum), 1581 nucleotides long. RefSeq names its product ring finger and CHY zinc finger domain containing 1 (gene RCHY1). NCBI's taxonomy places the organism in Eukaryota, Metazoa, Chordata, Mammalia, Didelphimorphia, Didelphidae. The record is from RefSeq and is a predicted model, not a curated record. Gene Ontology annotation, molecular function: ubiquitin protein ligase activity; zinc ion binding. Gene Ontology annotation, biological process: protein ubiquitination; ubiquitin-dependent protein catabolic process. Gene Ontology annotation, cellular component: nucleus.